Molecule: messenger RNA, 702 nt
Organism: Gloeophyllum trabeum ATCC 11539
Lineage: Eukaryota; Fungi; Basidiomycota; Agaricomycetes; Gloeophyllales; Gloeophyllaceae
Product: kinase-like protein
Exons: 1
Biological process (GO): protein phosphorylation
Molecular function (GO): ATP binding; protein kinase activity
Source: RefSeq, a predicted model, not a curated record
ACCCAGGUGGUCCAGAUACCGCACGAUCUCGUGGUCAAGUAUGGCCAUUUCGUCAAAGCCACCGAGGCUCGGAGUAUCAUUUUCGUUUCCGAGAACACCAAUAUCCCAGUGCCUUCCGUGCUUCUCGUGUUCAAGAAGGAGAAUGUCACCUAUAUUGUAAUGUGGCUGAUUCGUGGUGGGACGCUGCAAGACCGCUGGGAAGAAUUAUCUAAUCCUCUCAGAGAUGAAGUUAUGGACCAGUUUGCAGGAUAUCUUGCCGAGUUAGGCUCCCUCUCAUCUGAAGGACACACUCCCGGGCCACUUGAUGGCGGAAAGUGCGAGGGGCAAUGGUGGACGCAAUACGGGGCUGGUCCUUUCACGACCUACCGAGACCUGCUUGCGUGGCUGAAUCGAAAGCUUCAGCAGUCCGCGCGUACAAGUCCUCCAUUCAGCGAUAAAUAUCCCCUCGUCUUCACGCACCAGGACCUUUGUCCAACGAAUCUGAUCUUGGAUGAUUCGAACAGGCUGUGGAUAAUAGACUGGGGGAUGGCUGGGUGGUAUCCAUCGUACUUUGAGUACGCGUGCAUUAGGUCGCCAGAGGCAUUCAUGUCCAUCGACAGAGGCUGGAUCCCCGCAGCUCUUUCACGCCUUCCCAACUACGAGACUGAGGCCAACAAGUUGGAGGCCAUGCGAUACGCACUCACCUUCUUGCCAUUUUCUUGA